UUCACAGUUCCACCAAACACCUCUUCUCGUCCACAUCUUCCUCUCCCCUUUUGGUGGCAAACAAACACACAAACGGCUGUGAGUGAGAAACGAUGGCGUCCAACUCGUUAAUGAGCUGCGGCAUCGCCGCCGUCUACCCUUCGCUUCUCUCUUCUUCCAAGUCUAAAUUCGUCUCCGCCGGAGUCCCGCUCCCAAACGCCGGGAACGUUGGCCGUAUCAGAAUGGCUGCUCACUGGAUGCCCGGCGAGCCAAGACCAGCUUACCUUGACGGUUCUGCUCCUGGUGACUUUGGGUUUGACCCACUUGGACUAGGAGAGGUUCCAGAGAACCUUGAGAGAUACAAAGAAUCAGAGCUCAUCCACUGUAGAUGGGCUAUGCUCGCUGUUCCUGGGAUUUUGGUACCAGAAGCAUUGGGCUAUGGAAACUGGGUUAAGGCUCAGGAAUGGGCAGCACUACCAGGGGGUCAAGCCACUUACUUGGGAAACCCGGUCCCGUGGGGUACUUUGCCCACAAUCUUGGCCAUUGAGUUCUUAGCUAUUGCAUUUGUCGAGCACCAGAGAAGUAUGGAGAAAGACCCUGAGAAGAAGAAGUACCCGGGAGGCGCAUUUGAUCCUCUUGGAUACUCUAAAGACCCCAAGAAGUUGGAGGAAUUGAAGGUCAAAGAGAUCAAGAACGGACGUCUAGCGUUGUUGGCGUUUGUGGGAUUCUGUGUGCAACAAUCGGCUUACCCGGGGACAGGACCAUUGGAGAACCUGGCAACUCACUUGGCGGAUCCAUGGCACAACAACAUUGGCGAUAUUGUCAUCCCUUUCAAAUAAUUGAAUGUAAAAAUAGUUGAAAUAUGUACCUUAUGAGCUUUAAUGUGUAUCAAAAAACACUGUGUAAUGAAAGACAGAUUGUGAAAACCUGUAUUUUGUCUUUGGUGAUCGAUUGCUGCUCCUGCUCAGCUUGAAUUCUAAAUGAUGAAAACUUUUGAACCCCAA
Messenger RNA from Camelina sativa (false flax), 983 nucleotides. Its product is annotated as chlorophyll a-b binding protein 6, chloroplastic. The record is from RefSeq and is a predicted model, not a curated record. NCBI's taxonomy places the organism in Eukaryota, Viridiplantae, Streptophyta, Magnoliopsida, Brassicales, Brassicaceae. Gene Ontology annotation, cellular component: membrane. Gene Ontology annotation, biological process: photosynthesis, light harvesting.